CCAAAAAAAAAGUUAGUUCACAUUAUAAGUUUUUGAGUUUUUCUUAAUUCUACCCUAAAGUUUCCUUUUGAUCAAUUUCAACCCCUUCUUUGUUCAUCCUCUGUCUUGUCUUUCUAAAGAGUGUUUCUUGAUUUCAUCAAUGGCGGCCAUAGACAUGUUCACAAGCAACAAAGAUCUCUAUUUCAACUCUCUCAUAGAAACUGCUCCAAUUUCUUUCCGUGAAUCCAACGCAAGCUCUGGUUUUAACCAACCUAAGCCUCUCGGUCUAAACCAGCUCACACAAUACCAAAUUCACCAGAUUCAGAACCAGCUUAACCAUAGACGCACCACCACAAUCUCAAAGCGAAUCCGAACGAAGAGCUUCUCACCUUCUUCUUCCUUCAAAACCAAGAAUCUCUACAGAGGCGUAAGGCAAAGGCACUGGGGAAAAUGGGUCGCUGAGAUACGUUUACCCAAGAACCGAACCCGUCUCUGGCUCGGAACGUUCGAAACCGCUGAAAAAGCUGCCUUGGCUUACGACCGAGCCGCUUUUCAGCUCCGUGGAGAUAUCUCGAAGCUUAACUUCCCGAACCUCAGACACGAAGACGUUAAUCCCCUCCCUUCCUCUGUCGAUGCCAAGCUCCAAGCUAUUUGCAAGAGUUUGAGAAAAACAGAGGAAGCUGGCUCUGUUUCGGAUCAAACAGAGGAGGAGACUUGCUCUGUUUCAGAUAAAACAGAGUUUUUCCUACCAAAAACAGAGUUUGUCCUGCCAAAAACAGAGCAUUUCGAGUUCUCCGAUGUGUCAUCAAGAACCGACAAGAGCUCGAGUUCGAAUAUAACAUUCCUGGAUUUUUGGGACUCUGACUUUGAAAAGACAGGGAGCUUCGGGCUGGUGAAGUUUCCUUCGGUGGAGAUUGAUUGGGAUGCAAUUAGCAAACUGUCCGAUUCUUAAAGUCUGUUAUUUUCUGUUAUUUUUUCUUCUGCAACUAAAUUUUUUCACAAGUAGCAGAGGAUUUGGUAACACAUUAGUGAACCGAAAUUAGGAAUUUAGCACGCUGCAUGCAUGCAUAAGAAAUAAAAUAACAUUCAAACAGUUUUAUUUUUCUCGCCAGUUAAACAUGUUUCAAUCCUCUGAGUGAAGAUAUCUACAAGUUCGUUCAUUAUACAUCUUUGGGCACGUUAAUUAAAGAUGUUCCUACUCCUAUUCAUCGAAUAAUGUAAUGUUGCAUCAAAUAAAGAUCAAGAAACUCUAGAUUGGUAAGUUGGGGAAGCCGCCAAGAACUUGGUCGUUGUGCCUCUUGUAGAACCACGACUCUUUCAUUUGUCCCUCAUCCCUACAUAGAGAAUCAUUUUUGCGCUUAUUUUGGUGUUCGGAAUGGCAUAGUGAGGGACAAACACUCGAAACAGUCUUUUAAAGAAGAUAUACCUUUGGGCCGUUGCGGUCAGCUAGCACCUAAAUCAAAAUCCAAGAUUUGAUGAAAUAUAUAUAAACCAGGCCCAAAGGAUAAGUAAUUGCUAAAGGGGAUUAAUACUGU
Molecule: messenger RNA, 1514 nt
Organism: Camelina sativa (false flax)
Lineage: Eukaryota; Viridiplantae; Streptophyta; Magnoliopsida; Brassicales; Brassicaceae
Product: ethylene-responsive transcription factor ERF056-like
Biological process (GO): regulation of DNA-templated transcription
Cellular component (GO): nucleus
Molecular function (GO): DNA-binding transcription factor activity; sequence-specific DNA binding
Source: RefSeq, a predicted model, not a curated record